AUGCUCUUAGCAUCUAGAUCCACCGCGCCUUCCAUCACCUCACCUCUUCUCGCUUGGCCCUCUCAACCUUCGGCUAGGUCAUCCCCCCUUUCAACACCUUCACCUUCUUCAGACACCUUCGAUCAUGAUCUCGUCCAUCCGAGGUAUGCCAACGGAUCCAGUAGCAGUGCCAGCCUAGCCACAUUUGGUAACGCGAGAGGAAUGAGCAUGCUGGGAGAUAGAGAGGCAGGAUCUAGAUCAUCUUUACCCUUCACCGAGAGAACGAACGAUCAACAGUUUUCCGAAAUGCCAGUGGUCAGGAUCGAAGAUGAGGAUAUGGUGGAGAGAAAGUAUGGUCCGCCUUCGAGACCUUUAUCUCCUCAUCAACUAGGACGUAUAGCUCAAUCUUUCGGUAUCGUCAUGCCAAAUCUUCCACGCUCGCCAUCUUUCACCUUCCCCACACUCGCCAGUCCAACUCUAUCGGCAGUUUCUACCGGUUCAAGUAGACAUAAUCGAUUCUUACCGACUCCUGUACCGGCUAGAACACCUUAUCUUCUCACUGUCAUCCCGCCGGCCUUUCUACUACCGAACAAGCCCAGCACAUCAAAUGAUGCAGAACAGAGGGUCAAACGGUGGAAGAGAGGGAGAUUAUUGGCCUUGCAACCUACUCUCGAGGCAAUGCUCAAUUCCAUAGCUCGAGAGUAUGGUUUACCAUCUACCACUGGGAUAUCCUUGUUCCUAGCCCACAAACCUAUUUCGAAAGGCAAAGAGCCUGAUUCGUCCUCACUAACGUCUCUCGAUUCCGACGACCCUGGUCCUCUCAUUUCGUCAAGCACAUGGUCCACUCUUUUUUCGAUCUACCUCCACUCUACCCCUUCCUCGCGCUCUUCCACCCCAGCCCAUACGCCCGUCAAAGGACAAAGUCCUUUUGCCCGGGACCUGCCUUUCCCCGCAAGUCCCCUUUCGCUCGUUGGAACCUCAAACAAGGCACGAUUACGGGGUGCCUCUGCAGAGCCGCAACCUUCUCCUACCAAGAGAGCACAACCUCGAUCGGCAGAACCAGCCGCUGGGUUUAUGCUUGAUAUGCCUCCCACACCUGCCUCUACUGGCAUGACUACCGAACCUGACGGUUCUAGUGCAAUGGCCACUCCAGUAGUAGGUGCUGUGGAAUUUGACAUCGACCCCGAUGUCGCUACAUGGUUUACAGAAUGGCGGCGGACAGGAGUACAUCGACGCAAAGCAUCUACAUUAUCUGAAACGUCUGGUUUACGUGAAUUUCGACUUCGACGAUCUACUCCCCCAGAUGUGAUCCCCCGCUUCCUUCGAGAAUUGGAGACGCAUCCCUCGUCGUCAUCAGCAACGUCCGAUUCCCCAGCGUUAGAAGAUGAUGACUCAACAUCCUCACCUUCCGCCUCACUCGAGCCACAUUCAAUUGAACAGAAUGACCAUGACCCGUUGGCAGACCUCUUCCCUUCUGCUGCUUCGGAAUUUGCAGCGUUGAGAGCUUCUAGGACUUCGCAAGAACAUCGGUUGUCCAUUCAAGAUAUUGGAGUGGAUCGCGCUGUGAGCGCCUCAGCCAGCAUGAGCUAUUUCACGGAUGUGGAGACGUCCAGUGGUCAUGGGAACGGGGAUAAUGGCGAAAAGACAGAAGAGGAAGUCAUGGAAAUGCUCACUCCCCUUCCGAACGGGCUGCAUCACGGGGAUUUUGCACAGAUGCAACGUCAAAUGAUCGACGAUGGUGAUAAAAGAGGAAGUGGUUUGGUGAUGUCUGAGCAAUUGGACACGCUGGAGAAGAUCAUGCGUCAACUGUCACCCCGAGAAAUCAGACUCACCUCGCCAAGAGAGAUGACACCUCGUAUGGCGUCCAAGAUUGCCCAUUUACAAUAUCCUGCUCCUCCUGGUUCAAAACCUAAACCAGCAUCUUCACCCUUAGCCAACGGAUUUACCGACUCCCCUCCCCAUCCUUCUUCAAAACAUCGUUAUUCUCUGGCUCCCGCUUUCGAACCCACCACUCAAGUUCGCAUUCCAUCAUCAAACCAACCCCCAUCCCCCUCACAAGAACAACUAGCAACGUUACAAGAUUCUCCCCGUCCUUCUUGGCCAACAGUCCCUUUCUCUCGCCCAGAACUACCCGCAUCUCCAGAUAUCAACAAAAUCUUCGUAGUCCCUACUAUAAACGGUCUUUCCUCUCCUAUUUCCGUUUCUGACGAAACUCUCAGACGAAUGCAAGUGGAUUCACCGCCUGAUAAACCUUCUGAAUGGCGUCCUCGUCGUCCACAAAGACCACCAUCACCAAAUCUUCACAUCCAUCGACCUAUGCCUCAAUCUCUCUCUCCGGAGCUCGUCCAUAUUCUCCGGUCUCCGGAACGGGAACAAACAUCACCGAACAGUGUUACCUCACGAUCACCUAAUGAGCGGGAGAAAGAAAAAGAAAAAGAUAAAGAUCGUCGACGAUUAGGUAGAACGGCUAGUGUAUCUUUGAAAGGACUUCGACAACAAAUGUCAGCCAAGAAUCUAAACGUCAUUUGGAAACGGGAUGAUAAUCCUGUUGUACCUUCUCUUCCUUCUCGGUCAGUAUCAGAUUCUCAACCUGUUGGAUUAUUCAAAAACAAUGUGAACAUCGAUUCGGAAAUAUCAUCAUUCCCGAGUUCACUGUCUUCCAAUUCGAAAUCACCUACGGAAGCAAAACAAUAUACAGAUUUAUUACCCAGUCCAACUUCUCCAUCAUCCAUUACCACUUCCACGAAAACAGGAGGCUUCAGUAGAAUUCUUCAAUCUGGAUUUUCUUUUCAUCGUAAAGCCAUUUCUGUUGAUAAACGUCCAGACAAAAGAGUUUCUAAAAACACAUCCAACGGACCUAAAGAUAUUUCUGCCCCGAUAUUAUCUUCUUUCCAGAAAGUCUCAUCGGAUCAGGUGGAAAUGACCUCCCCACGACUAGGUCCUACAGACCAACAGAGUACUCCGAAAUUGGGUCAUUCACCCAGGUUGAGACAAACGGGUUUACCGACAUCCCCCGCUUCACCGAAGAAUCUCAGGAGAAAACCGGUACCAACGGAGGGAAAUGUGAAAGAGAGUAGAUCGUUGGCUAGUAUGGCCAGUUUCGUAUUGGAUGAUCCACCAAAGAGAAGACAGAUGCAGAAUGGACAAGGGAGAGAACAAAAGGAUGGACAGAUUGAAGGGUCUGGUCAAGGGAGAACCAUGGGUUUGGCGGUUUAGAUCAUAUUUUGUAAUUGAGGGUUUGUUACCAUGUAGAACAAUUUUUUUUGGGAUGUUGGGUAAAUGUGAGUGAGUGUGAGGGAUAUAAUGUGAGGGAUUAUUUUCAUGCAUCAUGUUUUGAUGGGG
Molecule: messenger RNA, 3321 nt
Organism: Tremella mesenterica DSM 1558
Lineage: Eukaryota; Fungi; Basidiomycota; Tremellomycetes; Tremellales; Tremellaceae
Exons: 2
Coding region: 1-3195 (1064 amino acids)
Source: RefSeq, a predicted model, not a curated record